Molecule: messenger RNA, 270 nt
Organism: Plasmodium inui San Antonio 1
Lineage: Eukaryota; Apicomplexa; Aconoidasida; Haemosporida; Plasmodiidae
Exons: 1
Coding region: 1-270 (89 amino acids)
Source: RefSeq, a predicted model, not a curated record
AUGACGAAUAGAAAUCUAAACGGACAAGAACACCCAUCAAGUACAACAGGUCAAGUCCUAAUAGGCAGGAGGGAUAGAGGACCAGUUGGAACCGUGAAGUGGAAGUCAAUACCAAAAGAAAGGACUUCAAUUAAGGAAAAGCAGAAGGAAUCGAAGCCGUGUAGGGGUUCAGAUAGGAAACACCAACCAGCAAGCCCACUUAAGGGGCCCAGACAGUACCCCACCGAAGUAAAAGCUAAAGAAGCGAACCCCCCAAGAUUGAAUCAAUAA